AAAGCAGCUGAAAUAUCAGUAGCCCUGAGCAAUGGAGCUUCCCCCUGCAAAGCGGAUGAAAUCCUGCCCGGAGGAGAAAGCGUCCUUGGUUGCGCGGCUCCUGGCGGCAAAAGAACAGAGUGGAAAAACAUUUGACGAGAUUGCGCUGGGCCUUGGGCUGACCAAUGCCUACACAGCAAAUCUCUUUUUCAACCAGGCGCAAUUGAAACCCACCGCUGCUGCCAAGAUAAAGGAGUUGGUGCCGGGCAUCAACGACGAGGAUUUGAAGGCCAUGCAAAAGCCACCUAUGCGCAGCUUUGAUCCGGCCAUUCUGCAGGAGCCAAAUGUGUACAGGACCUAUGAGGCGAUUACGCACUAUGGUGAAGCGAUUAAGGCCCUGGUCAACGAACAGUGUGGUGAUGGAAUUAUGAGUGCAAUAGAUUUCUACCUGGAUGUUGGAACCACAGUUGGAAAGAAGGGCGAAAAGCGUGUAGUUAUUACAAUGAAUGGGAAGUUUCUUCCACAUGUUGAGCAGAUCGCAGCUGACAAUACAGUACCAGGCCCUAGAGACUGAGCUCGUGUCAAAGUACCGACCGUCAAGAGUUUUUUUGUGGGAAAUGAAAAGCCAUUGGAUAGGCAAAGUAUAGAGACUACUCAGACUGGUGUGGUCUGAUUAUAUCUGAUUAGUAUGUGCUUUCUGACCAAAUUAAUGCAAAAGUCAUUGAUUUGAAUUGAGUGGAAAGCCAAACAGAAAAGACUUCCGUAUUGCCAUUCAUGAAUUAAAA
Molecule: messenger RNA, 764 nt
Organism: Cladocopium goreaui
Lineage: Eukaryota; Dinophyceae; Suessiales; Symbiodiniaceae
Source: the annotation of a GenBank genome assembly